UCUGCUGGGCCUAAAGACACCCCAGCUUCAACACAAUGCCCACUCUGCCCUCCUCCCCCCUUUCCACCUCUUUACCCCUGUCCUCCUCUUCCUUCCCCCUCUCCAAUGCCACCUAUCCCCCCUUUACCUCCUCCUCUCCAAACCAGACCCUAUGUAAUCUAGAUGACGGUGCCCUGCGCCUCCCCCUGGUCUUCUUCUACUCCCUCUUCUUCCUCCUGGGUCUGGUAGGUAAUCUCCUGGCCCUGUGGGUCUUCGUCUUCCUCCACUCCAGGAGGAACUCUGUCCGGGUGUUCCUCAUCAACGUGGCCAUAGCUGACCUGGUGCUCCUGGCCUGCCUUCCCUUCAGAGUCCUCUACCAUGCUAACGGCAACCGCUGGGUCCUCGGCCCCCUGGUCUGUAAAGUGGUGGGCAACCUCUUCUACAUGAACAUGUAUAUCAGUAUCACUCUGCUGGGGUUCAUUAGUCUGGAUAGGUAUGUGAAGCUGAAGGGGCGGGGCGGAGCGGGGAGGGGCCUGGCCAGGAGGCUGAGAGGUGGGGGAUGGAGCUGGGUGGCGUGCAGGGCGCUCUGGGGGCUGUCCCUGGCGGCGGCCGUGCCCAUGAUCGCCAUGUCGGAGGGAAACGAGGAACCUGGGAAGUGUUUCCAGUAUAAGCAACGACGUGGGGCGAAGGGGAAGGCUUACUUCAACAUGGCUCUGGUGCUGCUGUUCUGGGGGGUGCUCUGCCUGCUGGUGGUCUCCUAUGGGAAGAUAGCCAUGCGCCUCCUCAAGGUGUCCAGGGAUAAACCGGACCUCCCCAAUGCCCACCGCUACGGUAGCGCCGCCAGGAAGUCCUUCUUCGUGCUAUUCCUGUUCACCGUCUGCUUCGGGCCCUACCAUGCCUUCCGCCCAUUCUACGUCCUCUCCCAGCUCAGCCAAUCCCCAUCCUGCGAUCACUUGCGCCUGGUGGACAGGACCAAUGAGGUCAUGUUGUUGUUCUCCGCCUUCAACGCCGUCCUGGACCCUGUGAUGUACUUCCUGUUGUCGGGCUCGGUGCGUAAGGCCGCCGUGAAAGCCCUCGGACAGAGCCUCGGCAACCAGCUCCACUUCCUUAACGACGGGACCUCCAACAGCUCGGUAUCAGAGUUCAGACGGACCUCUCUGUCCGUUACCUCCCCCAACACUGUCAUUAACCCCUCCCAUGAGCCCAGGACCAGCCUCUGUCUGAUUAGCCCCACCCUCCGCCCAGGCGCAGCCAUAGUGCCAAAGCAGUGAAUUUACAGACCUCAUUGUUUAACUUCAUGGACUUUAGCUCUAUUUACAUUAUAAUGUAUACCAUGUCCUCAACAACUGAUGCAUGUGACAAGGGACAAUGUCUUGAACUAGACUCAGUUUCCAAGAAUGGACCUGACCAGAUGUCCUGAAUCAAAGUGAUACACACUACCGUUCAAAAGUUUGGGGUCACUUAGAAAUGUCCUUGUUCUCGAAAGAAAAGCAAUUUUCUCAACGCAAAACCCCACUCAACGCAAAACCCCAGUCUCAACGCAAAACCCCAGUCUCAACGCAAAACCCCAGUCUCAACGCAAAACCCCAGUCUCAACGCAAAACCCCAGUCUCAACGCAAAACCCCAGUCUCAAC
This is a messenger RNA of Oncorhynchus mykiss (rainbow trout), 1614 nucleotides long. The record is from RefSeq and is a predicted model, not a curated record. Lineage: Eukaryota; Metazoa; Chordata; Actinopteri; Salmoniformes; Salmonidae.